AUGGAGGCGUCGUUCAUUAGAUCGCUACCGUCUGCCGGAAACUUCGCCAACCUAUUGCCGACCGGGACCGCCCUCAUAUUCGAAACCCUACUACCGUCUUUCUCCAAUGGCGGCGAGUGCAACAACAAACCCGUCAAUAAACUCCUCACCAUUACUCUCAUCUCCUUUUGCGCCGCGGCUUGCUUCUUCUCCUCCUUCACCGACUCAUAUGUAGGCCAAGAUGGCCGCAUUUACUACGGAAUUGCCACCUCUAACGGUCUCCACAUCCUCAACGACUAUCCAGACGAAGGUUAUGAUCCAGAGUCCGGCUUAACGGCUGAUAAGAGAGAGAGAUAUAAGCUCAGUUUUGUAGAUUUCGUGCAUGCUUUCGUGUCGGUUAUCGUGUUCUUAGCGUUAGCCGUAGAGAGCUCGGAUUUUCGGAGGUGUUUGCUCCCGGAGGACGAUGAAAACAGUUGGGGUGGUCAUUUUGUACUUAUGAUCAAGUACUUUGCUGUUAUGGUGUUGACAAUGGCAAGCUUCUUCUUUGCUAUCUUUCCCUCAAAACGGAGAGGCAUCGGAAUUUCAGACAUUCGUUGA
Molecule: messenger RNA, 576 nt
Organism: Arabidopsis thaliana (thale cress)
Lineage: Eukaryota; Viridiplantae; Streptophyta; Magnoliopsida; Brassicales; Brassicaceae
Product: inactive Serine/Threonine-kinase, putative (DUF679)
Exons: 1
Coding region: 1-576 (191 amino acids)
Cellular component (GO): cytoplasm; membrane
Source: RefSeq, marked reviewed